ACCGGUAUAUAUCUCCCCUGCGACAUAUCACGUGCAUAAUACCUCAUCCGAACAAUGGACCUAUGAUACCAGCCACACAACCUAGCCACAAAACCCCCACCAGAUAACCCAGCGGCAACCACCUCACCUCCAGAAAAACAACCCAUCACCACCAACAGUCAACUGUUCUACAAGCCCCGCAGACAAACCGGUCGACAAGCAAGAAUCGGUAAGCGAGAACAGAAUGCCAGCGUUUGUAUCCCUCCUGAAGUUCACUGGGGUUUUCUCCCUUGGGAUCCUCUCGGUAACCCUUUCCCCCUCCUCCCCCCCCCUUCGAGAGCUGACCGUUCUGUUUCUGCAGGGCGUCCACCUAAACUUCUCCACCGCAACUCUCGACGCAAUCCUUUCUCUCCCUUCUGCCAACACUGCACAACGCGCCUUCUCCAUCUCUUUGGGAAAGCUAAGACAGGUCGUCCGGCCAUUGGAGAUCGCUGCAACAGCCUCGCUCUUCACGGCCUUCCUCUUUGGCGGGCGUAGGGGCCGACACGGAUACCUCAUCUUUACGGGAUUAAUGCCCGUUCUCGGUGUCGCGCUGGAGAAGAGCCGCAUGGUGGGCGUGGAGAUUGGCGUUGUUAAUGUACAGACUCGGAAGAAGAGGGGCGGUGAAAGUGUAGAUGUUAAUGGCGAAGUGGUGAAGGGUGGGAUGGAGGCUUGGAGGGUUUGGGGUCUUGUUAGGGGGGGAUUGGUAGCUUUUGGCUUUGCUAUGGGGGUUGUGGGGAUUUGGGGGGAUGGGGCUUAAGUUUAUACUCUGGUUGGCUGGUUGGAGGAAUCCAUUGAGUAGGUGGUGGGGGUGGGAGUGUACGAUUGAGGAUUCUCUACUCAGCUUUUUCUUUCAUUCUCGAGGAGGGGUUUGGAGCGUACAUAGGGCUUUUCUUUUCUUCUCUUUUUUUCAACAGUUAACCCUUUCGCGCCUUGAUAGGGUCGGAUGUGGGGAUAUUCGGGGGCUUGGGUACACAUGAUUGCGCCUCCGGAAUUAGGGCAUGGGGUGUUGCGUGAUAUCUGAUGACGCUCUGUCUCGAGUGAUGCCUGUCUUCACAUGUUGGCGGCGGUUUUUUGGGUCCUGGACAUGAACUUUUGAAGGAUCUGAGGGGGUAAAGCUUCUUGUGGUAAUUCAAUGGAUUCUAUUGAAAUAGGUAUCGUACUUAUCAUACACGCAGCCCGGGAGGAUCUUGAUCUCUCGGUAACUUUGCUAGACGCUUGCGGAAGUGCUUAAACCCUACUGGUCUCUUGACCGGACAGGGGGCUCGACUAUCUCCUUCGUUAAUGCCUAGAGAUCUGUAUCGCUACUUACCAUCUCUAUCUAAAUGAUCUUAUCCAAGCCCAAACUCCAAUCAUCCACGAUGCAUCAAAAGAUGGAAAAACACCGUCCCAAAGUCUAUCAAACCUGAUGUGAUGAGUGAGACCGCUUUAGCGAAUAACGCCAGGAUCUGCUUCGAGUAAUACCCAGCCCUAUCGCUCCUCCUUCCCCAACGCGGCCGUCGCCCUCUCCCUUAACUCUUUGGCGCCCUUGGCCCCCUUCCAUUUCCCCAGCAUCCCGUCCAGCACACCAAAAACCCUCUCGGCCUCAUCCCUCCUCCCCUCCUUCACCAGCUCCUCAAUCCUGCCCGGGCACGCCAGGGCCCAAACGACAGCGUCUUUCUUCCUCUUGUUAGAAGUAGGGAUC
Molecule: messenger RNA, 1702 nt
Organism: Tuber aestivum (summer truffle)
Lineage: Eukaryota; Fungi; Ascomycota; Pezizomycetes; Pezizales; Tuberaceae
Source: the annotation of a GenBank genome assembly